AUGGACGAGCUGCGAAUGUCUGGUAAUUGCUUGAAAGGCUCGCGACCGGUGCUUUCCUUUGAUGGCGCAUUCGAUUCGCAGCCACAUCUUGCACUCAUUAAACAGCUUUUUCUUGAGACAUUCAGCACCCCAGACCAUCAUCCUAGAAGCAAACCAUUCAUCGAUCACGUUUUCACGUUUUCAUUAACACCGGACGGGAAGAUAUGGUUUCGGAACUUUCAAAUCGUUGAUGAAACAUUGGAGCUUCAGGAAAUUGGACCUCGUCUGGUACUCGAGGUAAUUCGUGUCUUUGAUGGCUCGUUUGAAGGAUCGGUGCUGUAUGACAACCCCGAAUACGUCAGUCCAAAUACGAUUCGAAGGGAAAUUAAGAAGAAACACUCGAAUAAAUAUAUACUGAAGAAGCAGGCUGAGAUGGUGAGUUACAGAUUCACAAGCAGAUUGACAUGA
Messenger RNA from Gongylonema pulchrum, 447 nucleotides. NCBI's taxonomy places the organism in Eukaryota, Metazoa, Nematoda, Chromadorea, Rhabditida, Gongylonematidae. The record is from the annotation of a GenBank genome assembly.